Molecule: messenger RNA, 6687 nt
Organism: Hippocampus zosterae (dwarf seahorse)
Lineage: Eukaryota; Metazoa; Chordata; Actinopteri; Syngnathiformes; Syngnathidae
Gene: kirrel3b
Product: kirre like nephrin family adhesion molecule 3b
Exons: 17
Coding region: 503-2833 (776 amino acids)
Biological process (GO): synapse assembly; cell-cell adhesion
Cellular component (GO): cell-cell junction
Molecular function (GO): cell adhesion molecule binding
Source: RefSeq, a predicted model, not a curated record
CCAAGGGGCUCGUAUUCUGAUUCAAAUUAGAGUUGCACCCUUGAAUGUUUCUCCCACGACUGCUCCGGUUGCCAGAGUGAGGAUACACACCUCGCACACAGACACGCUGAGAAGAGGGGAUGAGAGAGGGAGGAGUCGCCAUCCCCCCCCCCCACCCCCAUGACUGUGUUACGAUUGGUCGAGCGAGGGGGUGCGAGAGAGAGUGUGAUGGAGAGAGACUGGGUGAGCGCGCGCUGAUGAGCUGGAGUAUGGACGGCCAGCGAGACGAUGCGCAAGUUUAGCCGGAGAAGACAGUGAAAGUACAAGAAGCUCCCAACACGAGAAGAGCAUGUGAGCCUGAGAUCAUCACACCGGCGACUCAGAAGACUGACACACGGUGGGGGGGGGCGUGCGGGGGACAAAAAGACAGAAGAAGAAGGAGGAAGAGGAGGACGAUCUGCGGAAGACCGAAGAUAUUCUGUUGGCGGCUUUCCUCUGGUUUUGCCCUCCCGCACUCUUUAUCAUGAUCCCUCGGGUCCUUCUGGUCCUGUGGAUCUUCGGACACGGUGGGAAGUCCAUGUUUUCUCAGCAGCCACAGGACUUGGUCGUGGUGGCUGGCCAACCUGUGACAUUACCAUGUUCCAUCCCUGGUUACCAUGGCGUUGUCCUGUGGAUCAAAGAUGGCCUGGCACUCGGGGUAGGGAGGGACCUCUCAGGCUAUCCCCGUUACACAGUGAUUGGCGACCACGGCUCCGGGGAACAUCAUUUGCGAAUCCAGCGUGUGGAGCUGAUGGAUGAUGCCGUGUUUGAGUGUCAGGCUGUCCAAGCUGCCAUGAGAUCCCGUCCAGCCCGCCUCACUGUGCUCGUCCCACCGGAAGACCCCGUCAUCAGCGGAGGGCCAGUGGUGAGCCUGAGAGCCGGCGACCCUCUCAAUCUGACCUGCCAUGCUGAUAACGCCAAGCCAGCAGCCUCCAUCAUCUGGAUCCGCAACGGAGAGGUCCUCAACGGGGCCAUGCACUCCAAGACGUUGCUCCGCGAUGGGAGGAGAGAGACCACGGUGAGCACGCUCUACUUGUCGGCCUCCAACAUCGAGACUGGCCAACAGAUCAUUUGUAAGGCCUCAAACAAGGCAGUCCCCAAUGGCAAGGAGACCAGUGUCACAAUUGACAUCCAGCAUUUUCCUCUUGUCAAUCUCUCAGUGGAGCCUCAGCCAGUUCUUGAGGGAAACCUUGUGCGAUUUCACUGCUCUGCAAAGGCCAAUCCACCGGUCACGCUUUACAGGUGGGCCAAAGGAGGAAGUAUAAUCAAGGAGGUCUCCGGCGAUACAUACGAGGUGAUCGUGGACCACUCCUUCUUCACAGAGCCGGUUUCCUGUGCAGUCACAAACCAACUCGGCAGCACCAACGUUAGCCGUCAUGUCGACGUCUACUUCGGACCUCGCAUGGCAGCAGAACCUCAGUCCUUGCAGGUUGACCUUGGCUCCGAUGCCGUCUUCAACUGUGCCUGGACGGGAAAUCCGUCUCUUACCAUAGUGUGGAUGAAGAGGGGUUCUGGAGUGGUCCUGAGCAAUGAGAACCUUCUAACACUGAAAUCGGUGCGGCAGGAAGAUGCUGGGAAGUACGUUUGCCGUGCUGUUGUCCCAAGAGUUGGCGCGGGCGAGAAGGAAGUUGCUCUCACUGUCAAUGGGCCACCCACCAUUUCCAGCACUCAGACACAACAAGCCUUGCACGGGGAGAAAGGACAAAUCAAAUGUUUUAUUCGAAGUACUCCACCUCCAGACCGCAUUGCUUGGUCCUGGAAAGAGACGGUUUUGGAGUCCGGGACGUCUGGUCGCUACACCGUCGAGACGGUCACCACAGAGGAAGGCGUCAUCUCCACACUGACCAUGAGUAACAUUGUGCCCGCCGACUUCCAGACCAUUUACAACUGCACUGCAUGGAACAGCUUUGGCUCAGACACUGAGAUCAUACGCCUGAAGGAACAAGGUGGGAGCCAAGAAUCCCUCCCCGUGGCGGUGAUCAUCGGCAUCGCCGUGGGAGCUUUUGUGGCCCUCAUCGUCGUCAUGGGCACCAUCGGAGCAUUCUGUUGUGCCCGCUCCCAAAGAAAGGAAGCGCACCUGGUUAUGCCCUCACUGCCCGUCUCCAUCUGUGCUCACCAGAGAGAACUUGCAAGCAAAAUUAAAACAGAAAAUCUGAAAGGAGUCGUGUCUGCGAAAAACGACAUCCGGGUGGAGAUCGUACACAAGGACCACAACGCCGCGAGGGAAAACGAAGAGCACGCCUCCAUGAAACAACUGAUGGUGAGUGUGGAACGUGGCGAGUUCCAGCAGGAGUCUGCUCUGAAGCAGCUGGAGGUUCUGCAAGAGGAAGAGAAAGAGUAUCAGCACAUUAAGGACCCCACGAAUGGCUACUACAGCGUCAACACCUUCAAGGAGCACCCGACACCAACCGUGGCGGGGAACCAGUCCGCCGAUGGGAGGAAUCCGACAAACACGAGCACCCUGGGCAAGCAGCGGGUACCGACGGGCAUGUCCUUCACCAACAUCUACUCCACGCUGGGAGCGGGCCCCAAUCGUCUGUAUGACUACAGCCAACGCUUUGUGUUGGGCAUGGGCAGCAGCUCCAUUGAGCUGUGCGAGCGGGAGUUCCAACGUGGCUCGUUAAGCGAUUCCAGUUCGUUCAUCGACACGCAGUGCGACAGCAGCGUCAGCAGCUACAGCAAGCCGGACGGCUACGUGCAGUUUGACAAAGACAGCAAGGCGUCGGCUUCAUCGUCGUCCCACUACUCCCAGUCCUCAUCGCAGAACUCGGACCUUACCCGGCCCCUCCAGAAGCGCAUGCAGACCCAUGUCUGACGGUCAGGAUGGGCGGGAGUGCGUCGAAACAGGGUGCGAACCAGCCUUCGGUGUGAAACCGUGUGUUCUUGUGAAGGUGCAGAAGACGGCUGGCUUGAUCACGUGAAGACUUCCGAGAAAGACUUUUGUCCUCGAAUGUGGGUCAAGAAGCCUUAUACUGCCCUGUUGCUUCAUCACACAUUCUUUCUUGUCUUUGUUUUUUUUUCGUAAUCUUGAGUCGUGCCACAGGAGCUAUGUUUGCCAACACAGAGACAGUCCAAGAAUGGAGUUUGAACUGACAUACCACGUGGAAUUUUUCGGCUGAUUCAUGGAAAGUGAGACCGCAAGGCUUUGUUUAAAAGAUUGCUCCGUUUUCAAAUAGAGUGUUUAAAGAUUGUCAUUCUUUAAAAAAAAAAAAAGGUAUCAUUCAUACCGGUGUUGGAGAGAAAGAGUAGAAGCGGGAGCCGCUUUCCCGCUGCUCUUUCAAGUACUGCAGUUUCAAGCACAAUUACUGCAAUGUGCACGAGGUUUCUUUUCGGUGUUGCAGUACACCCAUCACCGGCCCCCUACCUCGGGAUGUUGCUACUUCUCUCCUGCCAAGGUGGAGCAAAACUUGCCUUUCUCCACAUGCCCGCAGAUACGUUUCGAGGAAGCGUUUUAUUUGGGCCACAGAGGCGGAAGAUAAAGAAGGGCUGAGGAGCACCUUUUCAAUCAAACUCAAGUCUUGAUUUUUACAUUGGCGCUCUGAUGAAAGAUGAUCAGUGUACAUAUUGUAUAUGACUGUAAAUUAUUUUCUGGAUCUGAAAGAGACAACAAUAUUUCUCAUUGUCCCCCCAAAAAACGUAUAUCGACUUUGCCUUGAGGACUAUUUGAAGUGUUGUCAAAAGUGCUGAUGAAGAAAGAUAGGCUUAUUGUAUAUCAAGCUCUUCUGUAGAAGUGGCGUGGCGUUUUCUAUGGUGGAACCAAAACGCAGCCUGUAAACUAACUCGUGCUGCAUCAGAAAUUAUCAGCCAUACAUGUUGAACGAAAUGUAAACAUAUUGUCAAUAUUGAUUCUUAUUUUUGUGGUUAUCUUGCUGUGCGUAGUGAGUGUUACUGACGGAACAGGAACCGGACGCUAAGAUACGACUGCCUAUCAAGGGAGACGCGUUUUCCAAAGUCAUCUUUCUUGAGUUUACAUUUAGGGAAUCUUUUUUUUUUUUUACCUCCACUAACAUGGUUAUUUUCACCGACCUAGCUACCCGACUUUGAUUUUUAAUAUGUAUUUUAUGUCAUUUUAUUGUCGAAAUAAAAUCAAUAAAUAGGCUGAUUUGUGCAAAUUGCAAAGUGAAAUCUAAAAAUCUAACUUUUAACUGAAAAAGUGCUACAAUUGUGUUGGUUAUCGUGAAAUGUCUAAGUCACUGCAAUAUGUAAUAUACACGACUCACAAAAAACAUUUGGCUUUCAGGUGAAAUGUAUGGAAAAAAGUUCAUAUCAUGAAAGUAGGACAUUGAAGUAGAAGGAUGCACUGGUUAAUUUCCUCACCUCAAGUAAUUCACUGCGACAAAACUUAACAGUAAUGGGGAGUACGCCCCAACCAAAAAAUGUCAACGUCUCCAGAAUUCGUCAUGUGCCCUUGAGCAUGUCGACUUAUUGUCUGCUGAAGCAUAGCAUCCCAUUCUCCUCGAACGGCAGCCCUCAGGGCAUUGAGGUUCUGGAGUGCAGAGUUUAGAGCUUCUACACGGCGACUCAGAUGAUCCCACAGGUUUUCAAUAGGAAUCAGAUCUGGAGAAAGAGUAGACCAAUCUAUUUGAGGGACACCGCUCUUCAACAGCCGCUCCCUGACGAUGUGACCUUUUAUGAGCUGGAGCGUUGCCGUCAAUCAAGAUGAAAUUAGGCCCGUGUUGUUCGUGUAGGAGCACAAUUACUGGAUUCAUAAUGUUAUUCAAGUAGUAUGGGUUUGUCACUGUACCUUUCAAAAAGUGCUGGGUGGUUCUGUACCGUCUGGACACACCUGCCCGGAGCAGUCUCCUUGACGUCUACAACAUUGUUAGCAGCCGUCAUUUCUGCUCAAUGUGAAUCGACUUUCAUCAGAGAAUAGCACUGAGGUCCACUGGUCCCUCGUCGUUUGUCCCUGCUCCCCGACCCAAGUAAGACGAUGACGCCUGUGCCCGGUGUUGUGGUCAGGUACCCUUGCAGGUCAUCUAGUAUGCAGGCCACAAAGCACACAAACCACUACAACAACUUGUAAUAUUAAGCCCUUCUUUUUGAACUUUUUUUGUCUUGUUUUGGGGGUUUAUCCCAAAAGAACAACAGUCAAAAAAUAAAAAAAAUUAAAAAAAAUGUAGUGCAAGGGCAUUCUGCUGAGUUAAGGCUUACCAAACUUAAGCUAAAAAAAACGGGCAACAUUUUGUUAUUCAAAAAUACAUAUUGAAAAAAAAAGAGAAAACUCCAAAACUUUAGAUUUGCCGAAAGCAAGUUUUUUUUUUUAUUAUUAUUAUUGUUCAUUCUGACUGGGCUUUAUUUAUUUAUCUGCUUGUUUUUCAUAGGCAGGAAAAAAAAUGGCCUAAAAUGUGCCGGUCUUGCCUGAGUUUCCCUCAGGCAUUCUUUCCCAGAGGGCCUUGCAUUACUCAGUCUGAAUGAAGAUGCAGUGCUGCGUCAUGGCAAUCUUAAUGUUACCGCACGGUUGCAUUAUGCCUUCAUUUUCGGAAUAAAUUUGGCGGGGAAUUUUCUCAUAUUGCCGCGCACAUAAAAACAACACAUACGUAUACAGUAACCCAGUUGUCUUUGUCAAUGGGGCUUCUGUAACGACCCCAAACCCCCCCACCCCACCACCACCCGUGGCAAACAAAGCAUUUUCCUGGUUGAAAGAACAGGCUGAGUGCACAGCAAAGUGAUAAAUAUUUGAUAGGCCAACCAUCUGUCCCAAUUCCAACGUCCCAUGGCCACAGACACACUGGCCUUGAAUGCACCACUAAGAGAGUCCAUGCGUCCCGUUCACCUGUAGACGCCUCGCUGGCUGCUGCUUUGUGUUUGUCUGACAUCUCAGCAGCGCGCAGAUAUGAGGGCAUAACAGAUGAAUAAACACAAAGACCCAGAACACUUACAAGGGAGUGGGAGGGGCUGGGGGGGCUGCCCUGUUCCAAUGGGAGAAACAAGAGCAAAGUGAUUUAUUUUUCAAGAGAUGCCAAAGUUGAGCUUGAGCCUGUGCUAGACUGCACAAAACUGCAUGGGAAGCCUUCCAAAAAGAGACAAAGCCACCGGUUACUUGUUUACUGCCUCAAAUGUGUUUCUAGGUGUUGAGCAAAGUCCGUAAAGGAGCAUCAGUCCAUCAGCCUGCCAAUUUGUAUGUACAAUGCUUUCCGUGGUGGAAGACAUAAAGGAAAAGUGCCAUUUGAAAUGUAGAGCUUGUCAUCAUAAUUACUUAGUGUGUAAUUGCUUUUUGCAAUUUCUAUUUCACUCUCAGUACAUUUUUCAUUGGUUUAAAAAAAAACAAAAAAAAAUGUGUGUACAAGAACGAAAAUACGUGGAGCCAACAUGGUUUUGGACAGGCCCAGCAGGGAUGACCAUGGUUCAGUAUACAGGGCAGCAUAUAAUCUACACGAGGUCACGGAACAACUGCAACAAAUUUGUAAUUCAGAUGAGAACAUUUCUUGUUCUGAAAGCAUCUUCAUUUGCAAACACUACGUGAACUUGGUUUGCGACGGUGAACCAGGGGAAUUGUGGAAAUGAAAAGUCAACAUGUAAAUUCGUUGGAUUUGUCUUCAGUCAGUGGGCCUGCCUGGAUGUAUGGAAUAGACGAGAGAGAAAAAAAAAAGUAUUUUAACUGUACUGGUCUGUAAAUCUAUGAUGCUUUUGCUCUGUAUAUUUGGGGAAUAAAGACGACGUUUCCAUUUA